CCUGCUGAGGCUCAUGUUGGUGUCGGAGCUGCUACAUGUGACAUUGACAUCAACAGAGGCACCAUGAGGCUGACCGCUCUCCUGUCGAUGGCAGCCAGGGUCGUUGUGCCCAAAGAUUACCGCUACGGCACCAACAGACCGUGGACUCAGGCUGCUAAAAGGUUGAAUCCUCCGGGACAGAGGAGGAAGAAGGUGUUUGUGGAGCCGGUGGACUGGUCUGUCUUCAAAGGAGACACGGUUGAGAUUCUCUCGGGGAAGGACAAAGGGAAGAUUGGAAAAGUGGUCCAAGUCUUCAGAAAGAGAAACUGGGUUAUACUGGAGGGCCGGAACAUACAUUACAGGUAUAUUGGAAGAACUGAGGAUUACCGUGGGACCUACAUUGUCAGUGAGGCUCCGAUUAUGCUCCAGGAUGUCGCACUCAUUGACCCCUCAGAUAGGAAGCCCACUGAUGUGGAGUGGAGAUUCACAGAGGAGGGUGAAAAAGUCCGAGUGUCUGUCAGGACGGGUCGAAUCAUCCCCAAACCUGUCGUAGAGCGACGAGACGGCAUCGUGCCACAGCAGUGGAAAGAUGGACCUAAAGACACCAGUCCUGAAGACACUCUAGAAAAAACCUUUGUACCGUCUCUUAAAACCCUUGAAGAGGAAGUGAUGGAGAAAUUGGGCAUCAGGGAGAACAGGAGACAUCGAACAUCCUACUGGUACUGACCAGAAAAAUCAGAGACACUCAGUCCUCUUUGUGCUGUCCAGCUUUCACAGGGACUCUGACCACCACCACACACAUACACACACACACACACACACCAUGUGCUGGUGGGAGACGAGCAGAACGACGUUUUCAAAAAAGGGACUGACAUGAGUAAGACUUGAGGACUGUAACAUAUGGGUAAAACAUACGUUUUAUUGAGGAUGUUGCGGUGGUACCACAUUUGAAUUAUGUUCCUAUCUUUGUUAUUGUGAAUAAAUGUCACUCAUAAAAUUA
Molecule: messenger RNA, 979 nt
Organism: Plectropomus leopardus (leopard coralgrouper)
Lineage: Eukaryota; Metazoa; Chordata; Actinopteri; Perciformes; Serranidae
Gene: mrpl24
Product: mitochondrial ribosomal protein L24
Biological process (GO): translation
Cellular component (GO): ribosome
Molecular function (GO): RNA binding; structural constituent of ribosome
Source: RefSeq, a predicted model, not a curated record